AACUUGGGGCAAUUGUUGAUUUUCAUCUCUCCCUUCCUAACUUUUAAAAACUCUUCUCUAAAGGUUAUCAACUGGCAAACUUCUCUUCACAUUCCCCCUCAAGCUAAGCUGAGUCCUGAAGCCUCUGACCUCAUCAUCAAACUCUGCCGAGGACCAGAAGAUCGCCUAGGCAAGAAUGGUGCUGACGAAAUAAAGGCUCACCCAUUCUUUAAAACCAUUGAUUUCUCCAGUGAUCUGAGACAGCAGUCUGCCUCAUAUAUCCCCAAAAUCACACACCCAACAGAUACGUCCAAUUUUGACCCUGUUGAUCCUGAUAAGUUGUGGAGUGAUGAUAAUGAGGAAGAAAAUAUCAAUGACACUCUGAACGGCUGGUAUAAAAACGGAAAGCACCCCGAACAUGCUUUCUAUGAGUUUACCUUUCGGAGGUUUUUUGAUGACAAUGGCUACCCAUACAAUUAUCCAAAGCCUAUUGAAUAUGAAUACAUUAAUUCACAAGGCUCUGAGCAACAGUCUGAUGAAGAUGAUCAACACGCAGGCUCAGAUGUAAAAAACCAUGAUCUAGUAUAUGUUUAAUAGACUAGGAGAUAAUUGUAAGAAUUUGCAGAAAGACCUGAAAUGCAGGGGUUUUUUAGGUUUUGAGAAGAUUAUGCAAAUGUGACAGAGUUUGUGUGCUCUGUAUACAAUAUUUUAUUUUCCUAAAUUAGGGGAAAUUGUUUUAAAAUGUUAAUUUAUUCCACCCUUUUAAUUCAGUAAUUUAGAGUAAAUUGUUAUAAGGAAAGUAAAUUAUGAGCUGAGUAUUAUAGUCAGUUCUUGGUACUUAAAGUACUUAAAAAAUACUGCUCUGUCUAAAAAGAGAAACCUGGUAUCUAUUUGUAUAUAUGCUAAAUAAUUUAAAAUUCAAGAGUUUUUGAAAAGUUUUAUCUUGCUUUAACCAAAUAUGAAACAUAUCCAUAUUUCCCCUGUAACUUUGGUUUUAGUUCACAAUAAGCUAAAUAAAGUAAGCUAUCAUUUCAGAAGGUGUACCUAGGCUAAUGCUAAUCUGGAAAUCAUAUCCUGGAAUCACGAAUACAGAGCAGAAAAAAAUGAGUUCACUAGAAAUAAUGCAGUUUACCCCUUCCCUCCACAAAAAUCUUUAACCUAGCAUUUCCUCUCAAUUACUGACUUUAAAAGAAGUCAGGGCACUACUAGUUUGUUUCCAUGUUGGUAUUAAUGCUGCUUCCAGUUUUAAAAGGGAACAAAGUUGCCAUAAAUCAAAUUUUUAAAUACUGAAAACUAAGAUCUGUAAUAUUUUUAUCUUAAAAUUAGAAGAAAAAUUUCCAUCUCCUAAUCAAAGAAAUUAGUUUCAGUUUGUAAAAUGUUGAUUAGAAUUUAUUUGUAUGGACUCACUAAGAAAGUACUUUCCCAGGGGCUGGGGAUAUAACUUAGUGGUAGAGCACUUGCCUAACAUACACAAAGCCCUGGGUUCAAUCCCCAGCACCGCUGUCCCCCAAAGGUACCUUGGCUGUACAGCGACUAAUCUUGAUUGUGUCGUCAAUGCUGUAGAUUUCCUCUUUCAGAAUAGUGCUACAAUGCAAGUCACUGGCACAGGAAAAUGUUUCUAUUGGCACUAUUAUACCUAAGAGUAGAUUAAUUGGUUAAAAAGAAUUAUUAACUCCUAAUUGGGAUGACCAUUCCUAAUUAGAAGAAGAUAUAUAGUGGUUUAGAAAUUGAAGACUUCCUAACUUAUUUAAGAUUAAUGUGCCUAUUUAUAUAAUGUUUAGGUUCUAAGGAAGAAUUGUGGCUUCAUAACAAAAUGAAUAGUAACAUCUUUUAGAAAGAAGAAUUGGGCUGUAUUCUGACCCUAGUAAAGUCUGUAUGUUAUUUCCUUUUCUCUUAAGUUUACUGACAUGAAUUGCUUUAUCAGACUCAUUGUUUGUGGAUAGGAAUGAAAUUUACCUAUCUAGCUUUCUUGUAAAAGACAAUUUGUUUGAAACCAUGUGUAUAAUAAAAUUAAAGUCAGUUAUUUGGUUGAAUUGAGGAAAGAAAAAAUUAUUAGGUUAUUAGCUUACAUUUGCAUGUCCAGUUUAGAACCUGUUGCAGUGUAAGGGUGGGCCUUUGGGGUCUCUGGUUCUUUUGAAAUGGAAGCUUUGUGAACUCUAGCCCUAGUGAAAAAGUGCAUGUCAACACAUACACAGAAAGUGUUGCAUGCACUUCCAGGGGUCCCUGAAUAUGAUUAAAAAAAAAAAAAAUCCUUAGACAACAGAUUAAAGACCUGCAUCCUGUAAGUAAAUUGCUACAUUAAACUGAAAACUCUUAAUUUAUUGCACAGUCCUAGAUGAGCACAUUUUGUAAAAACAAUGAUGAUCUGUCAUUGGAAAGGUUUCUAGAGCACGAUGUGAUGACCCUGUGAAUGCUGGCACAACACUGACAUGUUCUAAACACUGUUUUUGAGGGCACUACAAUGUCUAGUGUUAUUGUAAGAGAAUGUGCUAUCAUGAAACAGCCUUUAAAUCAUGGGCAUUGGAAUAGUCUGUAAACUCCUAUGCAAAACAUACUUACUCAAGAAUUUUUUACUUGGUCCCCACAUUUGAGCUUUCUCACUCAAAUUUACAUUUUCAUUUAGUGGUUUUACUCAUGGAUUAUGGUGCAAUACAGUAGAAAAUCAACUUCAUCAUGUUCACACUGCAGAAAAACAAAGGUGCUGUCUUUCCCCUUCCAUGACCAUGUCUCCUCAGAAUAUAAAGACCACAAAUUCUGUGUUCUUCUGAACGCCUCUGACAGUAUAAGUGUCUAAUAUUUGCUGGAGGCAGUAUACAAGCAUUGGUAUCUGUGAUUUUAGUAUUUUAUCCACAAUUUUAAUAUUUUGGAUACUCAUAUUGGCUAUUUUAUUCCCUGACUACAUCCAGUUUUUCCAGCCUGAAGCUGGUGCUUUCUGAGCAGCAAUGAGAACAGUAUAAAACCUGGACACUCAACUGCAGCAAGGUGAAGACGCUGUUCUCCAUGCUGUCCCAGAAAACUGGCUGUCUGUGUACUUGCCCCUUUAAUGCGGAUCAAUAGUAUUUAUAAAAUGCGUUCUAUAAUUAUGUAUUGUACAUACUGUUGUGUAUUCAGUGACGUCCUGAGGCAGGCCCUGUUGCUGUAUCUGACCUACCUUCCUAUUUGUAAUAGAAACUAUAGAAUGUAUGACUAAGAAGUCACUUUGAGAUUGACUUUUUUAAAAAGUUAUUUCCUUCUGCUGUUGAGAAGUGCAAAACUGUGAGUGGAAAUGUUUAUUCUGACUUAAUAAUACGUUAGAAAUUAGAAACACAGUGGGAGGAGUUUUAGAUAUGCUGCUGCUGUUACCCAAGGUACUUUAGAAAUUUUUCUUUAAUAAACAAAAUAUCCCUUUGAUAUUUAAAGUGAAACAGUCUUUUUGUUUUUUAAUCUAAAAUAAAACGUAAUUUGGGUCAACAUUGGUAUAUUUAUAAAGUGCCUUAGUUAUAUUCCUUUGUGGAGGGCACUUCCCAGUUUACUUUUAUAUUGUAUUAUGUAUAUAAGUAUUUUGUAUUAAAGUGGAAUCAAUGGCAACACUACCAUUUUAUAAAAUAAUGCUUUGCUAGAAAAAAGAAUUACAGCUUUGCAAUAUAACAACGGUUUUGCAUAUUUCUGAAUGUAAUAGAACAAAUAAUCAGUCUGAAUGAAUCUAUUUGUAUUUUCCCAAUCAUUUCCACUAGUGUAACAUUUGCUGGGAUAAUAAAAAAGAAAAAAAGCAAAA
Messenger RNA from Peromyscus maniculatus bairdii (prairie deer mouse), 3733 nucleotides. NCBI's taxonomy places the organism in Eukaryota, Metazoa, Chordata, Mammalia, Rodentia, Cricetidae. The record is from RefSeq and is a predicted model, not a curated record.